Molecule: messenger RNA, 2224 nt
Organism: Malurus melanocephalus (red-backed fairy wren)
Lineage: Eukaryota; Metazoa; Chordata; Aves; Passeriformes; Maluridae
Gene: RELL2
Product: RELT like 2
Exons: 8
Coding region: 319-1725 (468 amino acids)
Biological process (GO): positive regulation of cell-substrate adhesion; positive regulation of p38MAPK cascade
Source: RefSeq, a predicted model, not a curated record
CGGCUGGGGACAUGGAGCCACCYGGGCAGCACGUCCCCACAGAGCUGGGGGAACGGGGUGACGAAAGGAGGAGCACAUCCCUGCUUCCAGCUGGGAUCACUUUGCUGGCUGAGCUCRCUUGCUGGAAGCCGGUCACUGCUCUGGGCAUCUUCACGAGUCUUGGAGCAGAGCAAGGGAAGCAUCGGACAGGGAUAUUUUUAGAUGCUCUUUGUGCUCAGAGAGCAAAAACAGGCUGUGGUUUAACGGCCAUUAGCUGCCGGGCAUGUAUGAAAAGCUGAAAUAGGGCUCAGGAUUCAGGGACGUGUUUGACACGAUGGGAUGGAGCAGCUUUGCAGACUCGGCAGCAAUUUUUGGGCCGAGCAUCGAAGUGAAGAUCCCAAGAGRAGCCUGGAUCGGGGCAGUCCAGCCCGUUUAGCUGCCACGUGGACAAGCAACGGGGCUGGGGUGGCUGAUCCCCCAAAAGGACGUGUUCACAUUGUUUGUGGGGUGAUGUUUGCUCUGAUGGCUGCGGAGAAGGCGUGGGAAAAGAACAGACAAAAGAUCCGCAUGUCAGACCUGAGCGACGCCGACGAUGGGGACMCGGAACCCCAGCAGGGCAUUUCUAUGGUCUUCCUCCUUGUCCUUGUCUUCUUCGUCAUGGGGCUGGUGGGUUUCCUGAUCUGCCAUGUCCUGAAGAAGAAGGGUUACCGGUGCCGGACUUUCCGGGAUGAGCCUGACCUAGAUAACAAAGACGGGCUGGAGGAGCUCCACGACACUGAAGAGGCGAGGAAUGAGGACACCAUGGAGAAGAUUGUGAGCUACAUCAUCCAAAAUGAAGCAAAUGUGGAGGCCCUCCAGGAGAUGUUGGAGGAAAAUGAAGGGGAYGUGCCAGUGCCAGUAGCAGUGCCCAGCCUCUGUCCCCACAGCAGCAGCCAGGACGGGGCCCCACCCCAUCACCACACGGUGCACCUGGGCUCCACGCAGGCGCCCUGCAUCCACUGCAGCAAGAAGAAGAGGCGCCCGCUGCAGCGCCAGGGGCGCUCCAAGGAGGGCAGGAGCAGGAUGCAUCCCGGAGAGACCACCGUCUUCUCAGUGGGCAGGUUCCGUGUCACACACAUCGGGAAGAAACCCCCCGCCCAGGGCGCUGCCCUGCCCGCCAGCAGCCGGCACCCGAGCACGGAGGAGCUGGAGCGCAGCAGCGAGCGGCUGCAGCGGGAGCGGGCUCUCAACGGGACUGUCCCCACGGGAGAGCUGCAGAACGGAGCCGUCCAGACGGGAACGCAGAGCGGCAAAAGCGCGGAGCAGAGCCUCUCCGGCAGCCCAGCAGUGGACACACCCGCCAGCUCCGGCACCCGUGACAGCCGGCGGCCGGGCUCGGGCUCCAGCCCGGUGGGCUCCAGCCCGGYGGGGUCUCGCCCGGCGGGGGCCGCCCGGACCGGGUCCCUGCAGGAUGCUGGCCCUCCUCCCCAGAGCCCGGGCCGCCAGCAGAGGCUCCUGAGCCUGCCGGCGCUGGCAGUGUCGAGUCCCAGCAUCCCAGAACUGGCGAGGGAAGAAGCCGAUAUCUGCCUGGAGGAGACGGGACUGGAGUCGGCAGAUGAAGUGUCGGAUAUCCACGGGAGCCUGAGUCUGCAGGAGCAGGCCGAAGAGCCGGGAAGAGACGAGAGCAGCAGGAAACAGUCCGGAGGGGAGGACGAGAAGCAGGAGGAGCCCAGCGCCGCCGAGCAGGASGAGCAGAACCGCGUGUGACCUCCUCUCCGCUCCCGGCUGGAGCGUGGAYGGGAGGCGCGCACCCCUGGACCCCGGGGGCUCUGCCGUGGGGCAGCCGCGGGGCAAACGGCCCCGGCCCCGGGUGGGCAGCUACGCGCUUGGCAUGGCCGGAGCGAUGCGCCGGCGUCACCGACAACCGCGCUCGGCGCCAGCCUUCAUCCCAUUGGCAAUAGGUACCCGAGUCCCACCCACCGCACCCGCCCCGGAGCCCCCCCGGGGACCCUCGGGCCCGGCARGGGCAGGACAGCACCCAGAGCCCACCGCCCGCCCGCCCCCCCGGCUCCGGGCCAAGGAUCAGAGGGGGCCGUGGCCAGGCAGGGAUGGAGGCAGCGGCUUGAGCCCCCCGGGGCGGUGGGGAGCACCCCGCCACCCACCCGGCACGUUCACCACAGAGCACAGCCCCCCGGGCACCCCUGCCACGCAGAGCGGGCACAGGCACAAAUCCUGCACCGGCGGGGGAGAGGCGCUUCCAGCCCCA